Dama dama (fallow deer) is the source of this 2139-nucleotide messenger RNA. RefSeq names its product alpha-1,3-mannosyl-glycoprotein 2-beta-N-acetylglucosaminyltransferase. Gene Ontology annotation, cellular component: Golgi apparatus. Bases 663 to 2006 code for a protein of 447 amino acids. The transcript is spliced from 3 exons. The record is from RefSeq and is a predicted model, not a curated record. NCBI's taxonomy places the organism in Eukaryota, Metazoa, Chordata, Mammalia, Artiodactyla, Cervidae. Gene Ontology annotation, molecular function: alpha-1,3-mannosylglycoprotein 2-beta-N-acetylglucosaminyltransferase activity. Gene Ontology annotation, biological process: protein N-linked glycosylation.
GCGCCGGGGGUCGAGGGGGUGGGGCCUGGGCCGGUAGUGGGGACCCGGCCUGGGACCUGGAGUCCGACCAGGGGCGGACUGCGGAUACCUGCCGAGUUUGGGUGGGCGGGACCCAGGUUAACACAGAAAUCAGCUUCCUGGGCCAUGCCGGUUCUGAGGCCUGUUUCCUCUCAUGAGCUUCAACAGAAGACGGACUCUCCAGCCCUCACAGUGGAUGACUUUCCUUCCCUGAACAGGAGAUGGGAUAGUACCUGGGAUCUGCCUAUCACCAGACUCUGGGCUUAAUAAACCAGCUGAAUGAAGGGAUGUAAUAGACCUCUGGGAGGGACACUGAAGCCUGCAGGGGGGGGAGGGGCCUGGACAUACUCCUUCCCCCCCAGACUCCUCCCACUCAGAGUCCACUCAGCCAUGGACUUUGGACCUGGACCAGAGGAGAGAAGCUGCACUUCGGUGUUUCUGAUCUGGGAUUCUCAGUUUUGGAAAUGGAGUACUGGAUGGGGGUUUGAUGAUCUUCAGGGGAGCAGCUGAGAGAAGAAAGGUUCAUGGCUGCUUCCUAAUCCCGGAGCCCAGAGGAAGCAUCCCUAGAACCGUGGGGGUGUGAGCCAGGCAAGCUGAGGGCAGCCUUGAGCCCUACCCUUCCCGCCUCCCCUGCGGGGGCCAGGAUGCUGAAGAAGCAGUCUGCAGGGCUUGUGCUGUGGGGCGCCAUCCUCUUUGUGGCCUGGAACGCCCUGCUGCUCCUCUUCUUUUGGACACGCCCAGCGCCUGGCAGGCUACCCUCAGACAGUGCUCUUGAUGAUGACCCCGCCAGCCUCACCCGCGAGGUGAUCCGCCUGGCCCAGGACGCCGAGGUGGAGUUGGAGCGGCAGCGGGGCCUGUUGCAGCAGAUCAGGGAGCACCAUGCUAGGUGGAGCCAGCGGUGGAGGGUACCCACCGUGGCCCCGCCUGUCCCGCCGCGAGUGCCUGUGACCACUCCACCAGCUGUAAUCCCCAUCCUGGUCAUCGCCUGUGACCGCAGUACUGUUCGGCGCUGCCUGGACAAGCUGCUGAAUUACCGGCCUUCAGCUGAGCGCUUUCCCAUCAUCGUCAGCCAGGACUGCGGGCAUGAGGAGACAGCCCAGGUUAUCGCCUCCUACGGCAACGCUGUCAUGCACAUCCGGCAGCCCGACCUGAGCACCAUUGCAGUGCCACCUGACCACCGAAAGUUCCAGGGCUACUACAAGAUUGCUCGGCACUACCGCUGGGCACUGGGCCAGGUCUUUCACGAGUUCAAGUUCCCAGCAGCCGUGGUGGUAGAGGAUGAUCUGGAGGUGGCUCCAGACUUCUUUGAGUACUUUCAGGCCACUUACCCGCUGCUGAGGGCCGACCCCUCCCUCUGGUGUGUGUCUGCCUGGAACGACAAUGGCAAGGAGCAGAUGGUGGACUCCAGCAAGCCCGAGCUGCUCUACCGCACAGACUUUUUCCCUGGCCUGGGCUGGCUGCUGUUGGCUGAGCUCUGGGCUGAGCUGGAGCCCAAGUGGCCCAAGGCCUUUUGGGACGACUGGAUGCGCCGGCCAGAGCAGCGGCAGGGCCGGGCCUGCGUGCGGCCCGAAAUCUCCAGAACAAUGACCUUUGGCCGCAAAGGUGUGAGCCACGGGCAGUUCUUUGACCAGCACCUCAAGUUUAUCAAGCUGAACCAGCACUUCGUGCCCUUCACCCAGCUGGACCUGUCUUACCUGCGACAGGAGACCUAUAACAGGGAUUUCCUUGCGCGAGUCUAUGGUGCUCCCCUGCUGCAGGUGGAGAAAGUGAGGACCAGUGAGCGGAGCGAGCUGCAGGAGGUGCGAGUGCAGUACACGAGCAGGGACAGCUUCAAGGCCUUUGCCAAGGCCCUGGGAGUCAUGGAUGACCUCAAGUCUGGUGUCCCCAGGGCCGGCUACCGCGGCAUUGUCAGCUUCCUGUACCGGGGCCGCCGUGUCCACCUGGCCCCACCCCAGACCUGGGAUGGUUAUGAUCCUAGCUGGAAUUAGCAGCACCUGUGUGUCCGUCGUGGGCCCCCUCCUUGGCAUCUCAUGGCCUAAGAUGGGACCGCAGUCCCUGGACUUCAUCGUCCUCUCUGUGUUUCUCUCUUGGGUCCAUUUAUCUUUUUUUUUUUUUUUUUUU